Molecule: messenger RNA, 1794 nt
Organism: Oncorhynchus mykiss (rainbow trout)
Lineage: Eukaryota; Metazoa; Chordata; Actinopteri; Salmoniformes; Salmonidae
Product: tubulin beta-4B chain
Biological process (GO): microtubule-based process
Cellular component (GO): microtubule
Molecular function (GO): GTPase activity; GTP binding; structural constituent of cytoskeleton
Source: RefSeq, a predicted model, not a curated record
GAUUUUGGAGCAUGACUUAACAAAUUUACUUUGGAGCAACAGUUUGACGAUUGUAGCCGCUCAAAGAAGGAACUCAUUGAAACUAGACUAAGUUUACUCUAACAAAAUGAGGGAGAUUGUUCAUUUACAAGCUGGUCAGUGCGGUAAUCAAAUUGGCGCUAAGUUCUGGGAGGUGAUCAGUGACGAGCAUGGCAUUGACCCCACUGGAAGUUACCAUGGGGACAGUGAUCUUCAGUUGGAAAGGAUUAAUGUAUACUACAAUGAAGCUUCAGGUGGAAAGUAUGUGCCACGUGCAGUACUUGUGGACUUGGAGCCUGGGACCAUGGACUCUGUGAGAUCUGGACCAUUUGGUCAGAUCUUCAGGCCUGACAACUUUGUCUUUGGUCAGAGUGGCGCUGGUAACAACUGGGCAAAGGGCCACUACACCGAGGGUGCAGAGCUAGUUGACUCCGUCUUGGAUGUAGUGAGGAAGGAAGCUGAGAGCUGUGACUGCCUCCAGGGCUUCCAGCUCACCCACUCCCUGGGAGGUGGAACUGGCUCUGGCAUGGGCACCCUGCUUAUCAGCAAGAUCCGUGAAGAAUAUCCCGACCGCAUCAUGAACACUUUCAGUGUGGUGCCCUCCCCUAAAGUGUCAGACACUGUGGUGGAGCCCUACAAUGCCACCCUCUCAGUCCACCAGCUGGUAGAGAACACAGACGAGACCUACUGCAUCGACAACGAGGCUCUCUAUGACAUCUGCUUCCGUACCCUUAAACUCACCACACCCACCUACGGCGACCUCAACCACCUGGUGUCUGCCACCAUGAGUGGGGUCACCACCUGUCUCCGCUUCCCUGGCCAGCUCAACGCCGACCUGCGCAAACUGGCAGUCAACAUGGUGCCUUUCCCCCGUCUCCACUUCUUCAUGCCUGGCUUUGCACCUCUUACCAGCAGGGGAAGCCAGCAGUACAGAGCCCUGACGGUUCCAGAGCUCACUCAGCAAAUGUUUGACUCUAAGAACAUGAUGGCAGCCUGUGAUCCCCGCCACGGACGCUAUCUCACCGUGGCUGCAGUCUUCCGCGGGCGCAUGUCCAUGAAAGAGGUGGAUGAGCAGAUGCUGAACGUACAGAACAAGAACAGCAGCUACUUCGUUGAAUGGAUCCCAAACAACGUCAAGACUGCAGUCUGUGACAUUCCUCCCCGUGGCCUCAAGAUGGCCGCCACCUUCAUCGGCAACAGCACUGCCAUCCAGGAGCUGUUCAAGCGCAUCUCUGAGCAGUUCACAGCUAUGUUCCGCCGUAAAGCUUUCCUCCAUUGGUACACCGGAGAGGGCAUGGAUGAGAUGGAGUUCACCGAGGCAGAGAGCAACAUGAAUGAUCUGGUGUCUGAGUACCAGCAGUACCAAGAUGCCACUGCAGAGGAGGAGGGCGAGUUUGAAGAGGAGGAGGGCGAAGAGGAGUUGGCUUAAAUUGUUUUUCUUUUUAAAACAUCUGACUUCACAUUUCCUGUCUCUGGCAACCUUCAGCUGUACUUUUUUUUUUUUUUUUUGGUUCACUUGCAAUAAAACAAAGUUGAGAAACUAUAUUUCUUGUGUGAAAUGGAUAAUGUAAACAGGGUGGCAGGUAGCAUAGUGGUUAGAACAUUGGGCCAGUAACCAUAAGGUUGCUAGAUCGAACCCCUGAGCUGACAAGGUAAAAAUCGGUCCUUAUGCCCCUGAACAAGGCAGUUAACCCACUGUUCCCAGGUAGGCCGUCACUGUAAUUAAGAAUGAGUUUUUGACUGACUUGCGUAGUUGAAUAAAAAAUAUAUAUGGGA